This is a messenger RNA of Impatiens glandulifera, 3111 nucleotides long. RefSeq names its product eukaryotic translation initiation factor 3 subunit C-like. The coding region runs from base 190 to 2880 and encodes 896 amino acids. Gene Ontology annotation, molecular function: translation initiation factor binding; RNA binding; translation initiation factor activity. The record is from RefSeq and is a predicted model, not a curated record. Gene Ontology annotation, biological process: translational initiation. Gene Ontology annotation, cellular component: eukaryotic translation initiation factor 3 complex. Lineage: Eukaryota; Viridiplantae; Streptophyta; Magnoliopsida; Ericales; Balsaminaceae. The transcript has 3 exons.
UAUUUACCACUGUCUCUCCUCGGAUUGCUGCUUCCUGCGGCAGCAGGAGGAUUUCGUUUAUCUCUUUCUUGUCUUCAUCAACUUUCUGAUACAUUGACAACGAAAAAGGCCGACACUUUGUCUAUUUACUGAACGCAAUCGAUCAAUCUGUUGGGAUUUUAUCAACACCAAAGAAUUUAAAAACAAAACAUGGCAUCUAAAUUUUAUGCCCAGGAGGGUGAUAGUUCAACCGAUGAAGAUUUUACUGACAUUGAAGAGGAUGAUGUUUCUGAUCGUGGCGAAGAACCUGCUGCAACAGCUGGAAAUAGGUAUCUUGCUGAUGGGAAUGCUAGUGAUAGUGAUGAUUCAAAUGGGCAGAGACGUGUUGUUAGAUCUGCUAAAGACAAGCGUUUUGAGGAGAUGUCAUCUACUGUUUAUCAGAUGAAAAACGCCAUGAAAAUUAAUGAUUGGGUCAGUCUGCAAGAGAGUUUUGAUAAGAUUAAUAAGCAGCUUGAGAAGGUGAUGAGGGUUAUGGGGUCGGUGAAGAUUCCGAAUCUUUAUCUUAAGGCUCUUGUUAUGUUGGAGGAUUUUCUUAACCAAGCUAUGGCUAACAAGGAAUCGAAAAAGAAGAUGAGUACCAGCAAUGCUAAGGCUUUGAAUUCCAUGAAGCAGAAGCUGAAAAAGAAUAAUAAACAGUAUGAGGAUUUGAUAAAUAAGCUUAGGGAGAUUUCUGAAUCCGAAGAUGAAGAGGAGGAGGGGGGAGUUGAUGAUGAAGAAUCUGAUUUUGAGGAGGAGGAUCCGGCAAAGGUUGCAGAGGUGUCAGGGGAUGAAGACGAGGAAGAAGAAGGUGAAGAGGAGCAUCGAGAUUCUGAAGCUCCUUGGGAAAAGAUGAUGAGCAAGAAAGAUAAAAUAAUGGAUAAACAGUUCAUGAAGGACCCAAGUGAGAUCACUUGGGAUAUUGUUAACAAGAAGUUCAAAGAAAUUGUGUCUGCACGCGGCAGGAAGGGAACUGGAAAGAUUGAACUGGUUGAACAACUAACCUUCCUGACCAGGGUAGCUAAAACCCCUGCUCAAAAGCUCGAGAUAUUUAUUGGUGUUGUUUCUGCACAAUUUGAUGUUAAUCCAGGUCUUAAUGGUCACAUGCCGAUAAAUGUGUGGAAAAAGUGUGUCCAAAAUAUGCGUGUAAUCCUGGACAUCCUUGUCCAGAAUCUCAAUAUAGCUGUUGAUGAUGUUGUAGAACCAGAAGAGGGUGAAACAAGAAAAGGACCCGACUUCAAUGGAACAAUUAGGGUUUGGGGGAACUUGGCAGCUUUUGUGGAAAGAAUAGAUGUUGAAUUCUUCAAGAGCCUACAGUCAACUGAUCCUCACACUCGCGAAUACAUCGAGAGGCUUCAAGAUGAGCCUCUGUUUUUAGUUCUUGCUGAAAACGUCCAGGAAUACCUUGAGCGCGUAGGCGAUCACAAAUCUGCAGCGAAAGUAGCACUUAAACGAGUUGAGCUAAUAUAUUAUAAACCUCACGAGGUAUACAAUGCAAUGAGAAAGUUAGUUGAAAUGGAAGAAACUGUAGAUAAUGACACAGGAGAGGAAAUUAAGGCUCCACCUCCUUUUGUGACUACUCUUGAGGUAGUGCCCCAAAAACCCACCUUCCCAGAGAACAGCAGGACAAUGAUGAAUAUUCUGCUUUCCCUUAUUUACAAAUUUGGUGAUGAGAGGACUAAGGUUCGUGCAAUGCUUUGUGACAUAUACCAUCAUGCUAUCAACGGCGAAUUCUCGAUUGCACGUGACUUGUUGUUGAUGUGUCACUUGCAGGAUAAUGUUCAGCAAAUGGACAUCUCAACACAGAUUUUUUUCAAUAGGGCUAUGGCUCAACUAGGUCUGUGUGCAUUUAGGAUGGGUUUGAUUUCGGAAGGACAUGGUUGCCUUUCAGAGCUCUAUGCUGGUGGUAGGGUAAAAGAGUUGUUGGCACAAGGUGUAUCCCAAAACCGAUAUUACGAAAAGACUCCUGAACAGGAACGUCUAGAAAGGAGAAGGCAGAUGCCAUACCACAUGCACAUAAAUCUAGAGCUUCUAGAAUCCGUCCAUCUAAUCUGUGCUAUGCUUCUAGAAGUUCCAAACAUGGCAUCAAACACCCACGACACCAAACACAGAGUCAUAAGCAAGACAUUCCGCCGUUUGCUGGAAGUCAGUGAAAGGCAAACUUUCACUGGACCACCUGAAACCGUCAGAGACCAUGUAAUGUCCACUACAAGAGCUCUUACUAAGGGAGACUUCCAAACCGCAUUCAAUAUCAUCAAAUCACUCGAUAUCUGGAAGCUUCUCAAGAAUGGAGAAACCAUACUGGAGAUGCUUCGAUCCAGGAUCAAGGAAGAGGCUCUUCGGACUUACUUGUUUAAGUACUCGUCCGGCUAUGAUUCCAUUACCAUGGAGCAAAUUGCAAACAUGUUUGAUCUUUCGGAAGCGAAAGCUCUGAGCAUUGUGAGCAAGAUGAUGGUUAAUGAAGAGGUUCAUGCUAGUCUUGACCAGCCCAGUCAGUGUUUGGUGAUGCACGAGGUUCAGUACACAAAGUUGCAGGCUCUUUUGUUUCAGUUGACGGAGAAUGUGUCGGUUAUUGUUGAAAGUAACGAGAGGGCGGUUGAGGCUAGGUUUGGUGGCGGCGGUUUGGAGUCAUUGUCGCAGAAACGUAGAGGAGAUGGUCAGGACUAUGCAAGGAUGGACAAUUUAUCUUUCUUUCAAGGAAAUGGGCGAGGAAUGGGCCGUGGUCGGGUUCAGGGCUGUGGUUAUCAGAAUUCUAGAUACCAACAAGGAAGGGGAGGUUAUCAAGGUGGUGGCUACUCAAGGGGGGGAUCACAGUUGGAUGCAUCGGCUCGAAUGGUCAGUCUCAAUCGUGGUGUGCGAGCUUAGAUCGAGAGUGAGAAAAGUAAGUUUUCUUUUCUUUUCAUUUUUGUAAAGAUUCAUUCAGCCUUAAGCUGCAAUUGUUUUUGGGAUGUGUUGUUUGAAAAAUUCAUAGGAUUUUACUUUAUAACAGUUUUGCUUGGAGCAUUUUUCGAGCUUAAAGAAUAAUCAAUAGUUUGUCUUGUUUCUAAAGUCAACAAUUAUGUAAUGCUAAAAUCAAGUCAUGUAUUCAAUCUGGAA